Molecule: messenger RNA, 2307 nt
Organism: Jaculus jaculus (lesser Egyptian jerboa)
Lineage: Eukaryota; Metazoa; Chordata; Mammalia; Rodentia; Dipodidae
Gene: Tmem108
Product: transmembrane protein 108
Exons: 6
Coding region: 369-2096 (575 amino acids)
Biological process (GO): postsynaptic density organization; dendrite extension; retrograde axonal transport
Cellular component (GO): early endosome; endosome membrane; axon
Source: RefSeq, a predicted model, not a curated record
UUCGGGGCGGGGGUCGGAGACAGCUCCAUCGCACGCUCCUUGCCUCGGUUUCCCUUUUCCUAUACCCUCCGCUGCUGCAUCUCCCCACAUCCUCCCCGCCGCGGCGGCGGUGCUGCCCCAGGAGGGGGUACCCACCGGACAGCCUCGCCUCCGCCUUUGUUCCCCGCCCGGAGGGCAUGCUGGCAUCGGGGCCCCCUCCCCAGUUGGUGAUCCAUUGGUCAUGGUUGGACACGCAGAAGCGAGUGAGCUGUGAGACGCUGUGGAGCUGAUGGGUCCCGAGGAUGUAAGAGCGUCUGAAGGCCUCCACAUCCUCCCCUCCAGGACAGAAUCAUGAAUAAACUGGAGGAUCCGCAGGACCAGAUGAUACCAUGAAGAGAAGUUUCCAGGCCCUCUAUUGCCAACUGUUAAGCUUCCUCCUGACCUUGGUGUUGACCAAAGCACUGGUACUUGCUGUCCAGGAACCAUCUCCCAGGGAAUCUCUCCAGACCCUCCCCUCAAGCAGUCCCUCGGGCACCAUGGUGACCGCACCCCACAGCUCAACCAGACUCUCCUCCGUGGUGGCCCUGAGUCCCCAUCCUGAUGGACCCUCCUCACAGGCCACGGCUACCAUGGCGACAACGACACCCCAUGCAGAAGAGCACCCUCCUGCAAACACCGAGUCCACUGCCAUGGUGGCAGCCACCGUCCCCCGCCCUGAAGGCCCUCUACCCACAGGUCCACCUCCAGCUCCCACGACAACCACAUCCUCCCACCCAGAGGGCCGCCCCCCGGGAGGUCCUGCCCCGACCAUUCCGCCAACAAAGCCAGCAGGAGUCACCAGCCGUCCCCCAACGCCGCCGAGGGCCACAACACGGAGGCCCCCCAGGCCCCCCGGCUCGUCCCGGAAGGGGGCCGGCGGCCCAUUGCGCCCUGGCCCCCCUGCGCUGGGUGGCCACCCGGCGAGGAAGGAAGGCCAGCGAGGGCGAAAUCAGAGUUCCACGCAUCUGGGGCAGAAGCGUCCCCUGGGGAAGAUCUUCCAGAUUUACAAGGGCAACUUUACAGGGUCCGCGGAGCCAGACCCCUCCACCCUGACCCCCAGGACCCCCCUCCGGAGCUCUUCCCCUGCGCUGCAGCCUCAGACGGUAGCUACGACCGCGGCACCCAGAAGUACCUCGUGGGCACCCCCCGCCACCCCCCUGCUACCUGAAGAGGACAAGCCAGGCCUUAGCAAAGCUGACCAGGGCGGGGGCUCCACCUUCACCAGCCCGGGAGGAGAGCCCGAGGCGCCAGCAGCCUCAGCUCCCCCCGCCCGAUCGCAGCCCCCCGCCCCAGUGCCUUCUCAGCGCCCCCGCGGCCACGCGCGCGGCAGCCCCAGCCGCAGUGACUCUUGGCUCGCUGUCACCCCUGACACUGACAGACCCCUGUCUGCCAGCUCUGGGGUCUUCACGGCCGCGGCGGGGCCUACCCAGGAGGCCUUCGAUGCCAGUGUCUCGGCCCCUUCCCAGGGGGUCCCUCAGGGAGCAUCCACAACCCCACAGGCGCCGGCCUGGCCCCCCGGGGUCUCAGAAAGCACUGUUUCUCCGGCCGCUGAGGGGACCUCAGCCUCCUCCACCACCACGGCAGACAGGGUGCCCAGUCCCCUCUCCACCGUGGUGUCCACAGCCACGGGAAACUUCCUCAACCGCCUGGUACCCGCCGGGACCUGGAAGCCGGGGACGGCAGGGAACGUCUCCCAUGUGGCAGAAGGCGACAAGCCCCAGCACAGAGCCACCAUCUGCCUGAGCAAGAUGGACAUCGCCUGGGUCAUCCUAGCCAUCAGUGUGCCCAUCUCCUCCUGUUCCGUCUUGCUGACCGUGUGCUGCAUGAGGAAGAGGAAGAAGACGGCCAACCCGGAGAACAACCUGAGCUACUGGAACAACGCCAUCACCAUGGACUACUUCAACAGGCACGCGGUGGAGCUGCCCAGGGAGAUCCAGUCCCUGGAGACCUCGGAGGACCAGCUGUCAGAGCCACGCUCUCCGGCCAACGGUGACUAUCGCGACACUGGGAUGGUCCUUGUGAACCCCUUCUGUCAAGAAACACUGUUUGUGGGGAACGAUCAAGUCUCCGAGAUCUAGCGGAAAAGCAGCCUUCGCUUUGCCAUUCCCUAUUUUUCGUCUUUAAAUUAUAAAUAUACAAAUAUAUAUUAUAAAUAUAACCUUUGUGUAACCCUGACUUAAUAAGAAACAUUUUCAGCUUUUUUUCCUAAGAAUUGUGAACAUCUUUUUUAUAAGUGUGGUUUAAAAAAAAAAAUACUUUACAGAAUGACCCGUGCCUUUAUAAAAUAAA